Carya illinoinensis is the source of this 2108-nucleotide messenger RNA. RefSeq names its product metacaspase-1-like. The record is from RefSeq and is a predicted model, not a curated record. Gene Ontology annotation, molecular function: cysteine-type endopeptidase activity. Gene Ontology annotation, biological process: proteolysis. NCBI's taxonomy places the organism in Eukaryota, Viridiplantae, Streptophyta, Magnoliopsida, Fagales, Juglandaceae. The transcript has 6 exons. Bases 645 to 1769 code for a protein of 374 amino acids.
GUACCUGGCCUCUGUAUCUCGGUGGAGAUACGCCCAAUGUUCAAAAUAUUAGCUAGCUGUACUGUUUAGCUUCUCGCUCCUUUCUUUUUUUCUUUUUCUUUUUUUGAGGUGGGUGACAGAGAAGCUCAAAGAUUUUAACCAUUGAAAGUUCCAAGAUUCUUAGUAUUCCUACUCAUCCCAAAGCUUUGUUGUCUUCUCCCAUAUUCCAAUUACUACCAAUAUUCCUUUCGCUUGACCUUUCAACGGAAAUGUAGUAAGGCUCCUGUUGGCGUUUAGACUUCCUUCUCCUUUCAUUUCUGCCAAAGUAUAGUUUAUUUUUUACAAUCGGAUAAAGCACUAAACCCAUUUUCAAAGAUUCAUACCUUUCUUGCCGCCUAGUACUUGGAGCAAAUGGUCUUUUAAAUGAGAAGUUGAGAGCUGAUAAUGCAGACAGGCAUACCCAACGGUAAAAAAUUAAAGGAGUCUAUAUACAUAGGUAUGUAGGAGAUCAAAAGUAGAGGCCGCCGUUUUUUUAACAAACGGAGCAGCUGGGCUUGAACGCAGAAUUUCUGCAAAGUCUCUGCGUGCAUGUCCUCACGAAGGGUGCCAAAUAAUCAAUGAUUCUAAUUUAAUAUCACAAGCUAAAGGGCAAAAGUAAUUCCAUCAUGACCCCCGCCGCCAAAGUCGUUAUAUGCAAUAGGUGCAACAAACAGUACUCGGUGGCUAAGUACGCGGCAAUUAUUCGCUGUACAGAAUGCAAAGUCAUUAUACCCGGGCCGGCAAGUGUGGAGCUGGGACAUCAAAUCCGACAUGCAUUAUCAAAGACAAAGAGUACUCUUCAUCAGUCAUUUGGAAAUGGCGGUAAAUUGUUGAAGCGUAUGCACUCAAGCAGUACUAAUGUUUCUUCGCUGGAUACUAAGCCGCCAUACGCUGCAGGUAAUUCGGGUGAGGCACACGGAAUGAAGCGCGCACUUCUUUGUGGGGUUACUUACCGGGACAAGACAUACAGCCUCAAAGGAACUGUUAAUGAUGUGAAGAGAAUGAAAGUUUUGUUGAUGCAACGCUUUGGUUAUCGUCGGGACUGUAUUCGCAUCCUCACAGAAACUGGAUCGGAGAGUGAUUUUAGUCCGACGAAGAAGAAUAUACAAGAGUCGUUGAAAUGGCUUGUGGAAGGUUCGGAAUCGGGAGACUCAUUGGUGUUCUACUUCUCUGGACAUGGCUUACGUCAACCUGAUUUCAAUGACGAUGAGAAAGAUGGGUUCGAUGAAACUAUCUGUCCGGUUGAUUUUAUGCAGGAAGGGAUGAUCCUUGACAACGAGAUCAAUUCCACCAUUGUUCGUCCUCUCAAGAAGGGUAUCACUCUUCAUGCAAUCGUCGAUGCUUGUCAUAGUGGAACCGUUCUGGAUCUCGAGUAUGUAUACGACCUACCCAAGGACAUUUGGAUUGACAACAAACCUCCAUCGAAAGCAGAUAAAAGUACAAGCGGUGGAUUGGCGAUUUGCCUGAGUGCUUGUGGAGAUGAUGAGAUGGCUUCCGAUACUUCUGCUUUCACCGGAAAGGAUAUGACUGGUGCAAUGACUUUUAUCUUGAUCCAUGUUGUUGAGAAUGUACCUGAAAUAACAUACGGAAGCCUGCUGGACCAAAUGCAUGAGGUUAUCGAACAAGUAAAUUAUAAAAGAUGUCUCACUGUCCCAUGCUUACGGAUACUUCUCGGCCACAGAAAAAUAGAGAAUCCUAUGCUGUCAUCGUCUCAAGAGUUCCCGGUUUACUCCAAGAAAUUUUUGCUGUGAAUCAUGUUAUAUACGUGCUGCAUGAUGGGCGAAGAGUACUAUCUAGAUGCAUGCAGCCUUCAUUGCCAGAUCGAGCAUAAACUACUUAUACGUACUUUUAGCUUUUCUUCUAAUUCCCAGAUCAUGUCAUGAUCUCUGCUGAAUUUUCUCGAUGCACGAGUUGGAUCAAUAAGUAGGUUCUUCUACAACCAGUUUUUCGUGCAGAAUGAAGAAAGAAUAAUCAAAAUAAGCCAUAACCGAUUGGAGGGCGCGCGGGUCGGUAUAUCGAUCAAAGAAUACAUCUUCAUGUAAUUGAUAUGGUUAAUUAUUUAUGCAAUAAAUCCCUGCUUUUGAUUUUCU